Messenger RNA from Pestalotiopsis fici W106-1, 1560 nucleotides. RefSeq lists its product as uncharacterized. The record is from RefSeq and is a predicted model, not a curated record. The transcript is spliced from 3 exons. The coding region runs from base 1 to 1560 and encodes 519 amino acids. Lineage: Eukaryota; Fungi; Ascomycota; Sordariomycetes; Amphisphaeriales; Sporocadaceae.
AUGAAGUAUCUUCCUCUUGUGUAUUUGUCCACCUUCAGCGUGGGAGCUUAUGCCGGAACACUGGUUUCGUCAAGUCCUCCGGCGAAUAUCAGCGGGCCAGUAGCAAAGGCUUUCCUAUCCUACUCCAUUGAGUUUGCAUGGUUUGCAGAAUACUCCGGGAACCUCAGUCACCCAAAUACGUUUACAAACCAUCUAUUAAACAAUUUCAACGAUGUCCAAGGACAUAAGCCUUAUUUACGAGUUGGUGGGAACACACAAGACAAUGCGCUGUUUGAUCCGCUUCUCAAGGUUGCUGUGAAUGGCACUUUUGGCAAUCCAGAUAUUGCCUACCCAACAACUUUGACCUAUGGAGAGUCAUUCUUUGAAGGAUAUCAGGUCUUUGAUAACGUCAAAUUCUCUCAAGGAUUCAACUUGGGCGCCAAUGGCACUGUUGGUUUCAACAACUUGAAGUCGACACUGCCAUUGGCCUGCAAGGCUCUCAAUGAAAGCAACUUGGCAUACUUUGAGAUUGGGAAUGAAGCAGACCAGUACGCCAGCAAGAAGUCGAACCGUGGACCGAUCCGAGCAGCGGGAUGGAAUGUCUCUUUGUGGCUCGAUGAUUGGCGCAAUCGAUCUGCCACUCUUGAAUCGCUGUACGCGGAAUCCGGCUGCGAGAAUACGCCCUUCCGGCUCACUGCACCCUCCUUUGCCGGAAAAACCUGGAUUGAACCUGCAUUCGAGGCCGGCUUUGCUGAUUACGCCGAAAAUGUUACAAUCAUCGCAGCCCACAGCUAUGUCGCGGGCGCCAACUCGCUAGGCGUCACACUACAAGACACUCUCAUGAACCACGCCACAACAAAAUCAGUCGUUGAUGGUCAUGUAGAUCUCAUGAGCGCAGUGGCUCCCUAUACCGACCUACCAUAUAUGAUAGGGGAAGGCAACAGCCUAUCCAGUCAAGGCAAGUCUGGGGUGUCGAACUCGUUCGGGGCAGCAUUGUGGAACAUUGACUUUGCACUUUAUGCCGCCUCGGUCGGAAUUUGGCGAAUUCAUCUACACAAUGGUGUAGGCUACAAUUACGCCGCUUGGCACCCCUCGUCUUGGAAUGGUACCACACCCGUGACCAAGGCCCCUUAUUACGGCAAUAUCGCGACAGCCGCUACCCUAGGCAAUGUGGCGCGGAACAAGACACAGAUAUCCUCUAUUCCCAUGUCCAACACAACGGAUUCGGCCUACGCCAUUUACAAGGAUGGCAGUCUGGCCAGUAUCGCUAUUUUGAACAUGGCGGGAUACAACUACACCAAACCCCCCACUACGAGACCGUCUAAGACAUACUCCUUCAGCAUUUCCGACGAAUCCAAAUACAAGGCCGGCAGCGUGAAGAGGCUCAUGGCCAACGGUAGCGAUGCUAUCACGGGGAUCACCUGGGAUGGUUAUUCAUACAACUACAACUUGGCCAAUGGCAAACCCUCCCGCCUAACCAAUAUCACAAACUCGGAGCAGGAGGAGCCAGUCAAGGUAAUCAAUGGCGCGUUCAACGUAACAUUGCCCCAUUCUUCAUUCACUUUGGUUGAAUUGGCGUGA